AUGGCUAGUAAUCCUGGUCCUUCAAAGCGUAAGAGAUCGCGCUUUGCCUGUGAGCCCUGUCGUGAACGGAAAAGGAAAUGCAAUGGAGAGUCUCCAUGUUCAACCUGCAGCAGUUGGGGCUAUGAUUGUUACUACCAAAAUGAGCGUCGCAUGAAACCGAAACCCACUGGAAUGAUGGUGGAUUUGCCUGCCAUUCCUGGGCCGAGUCCUGAGCAUGCGGGCUCGUACACCGAGUCACUGGAAGCGAACUCGGGAGCAGCAUUUGUCAGAAAGAUUGGUCUCAAGAUGGACCCGGCAAACGCGCCCAAAUUGAAUCUCUUCGGCUGGAAUGUGGGUAGACGCAAUCCCCCGUCCGGUCUGGCUACUGGCACAGUCUUGGCUGUACCGCUCGUCGAUAUUCUCUCGCUGAACCAUAUGAAGAACCUGGCCAAUGUCUACUUUACCAAGGUAGAUCCAUGCUAUGGCUUCAUCGAUUCUGCGAUGUUCUUUCGCCGCUUGGAGGCGCGGUGGCAGUCAUCUGCAGAGGGCGAUUCGUAUGACGGCGUGCUGGCGGGCGUUGCUGCUCUUGGGGCGCUCUUCUCCGAGACUACUAUCAACAUUACCGAAGCCCACCUGGUGGAACUUACACGCUCUAUAACAGACACACACAUUGGUUCUGCAGCCCCAUCAGUAGAAGUGGUGACCGCAUGGGCACUCCGAGUGAUUUAUAUGCGCAUGACCGCCCCACCAUACCCGACAUGGAUUGCAAGCUCCACCUUGAUGCAUCUUAUUGAAGCCUCUAAGCUCCACCAGACCUCCUCCUGCGAACCCUAUGAUCUCGACAUUCGGCAACGACUAAUUGGAGUAGCCCAACAUCAAAAUCUUUGGAUCUCCUACGACCUGGGCCUGUCAAGGGUCUCGUUCCCCCAUGAGGCUGUAGCGUUGCCGUCGCCUAGACCAGGCGAUUUCACGGUAGAGCUUCUCGGUCUCCUACCCCUUUCCACCAGCCUGGGCCCUGAGAAUCGACGACAGGACGAAGAGAUAGAAGAGUUCUUGCUGCAGACGUUAAGCCGUAACCACACGCAGCCACCAUCUAUCCUCGCUCAAUGUAAUCUUGUCCUCUGUCUUCUCCGGCGCUUACAUAUGAGAAACCUCAUGACCUCGCCGGCUACGAUGGAGCGAGUUGUGGAACAACUGAAGCGAAGCCUCGGUGCCGCGCGUCGGAUGGCCUCGGAUUGUUCACCGUGGCAACAUGUCGCCAAUGUCCCAUUUCAGAUGAUUAGUAUCCUCCUUGAAAUGGACACGAGUGCAUCAUUAGAGCUUCUGCCAGAAGCGAUGGAGACACUGAAACUGGUUUCUGCAACCUACAAUACCGAGACUAUGAGGGAGGCGUACGGCACCGCGCGCCUACUCAUUCUUCUCUACCAGCGCCGCCGGCGUUCAGACACCAGGUUGCUCAGCGGGCUAUUAGAAGAUCAUCACGAGCCGUCCACCACUGAGUCACCGGUUCAACCAAUGAUUCCCACAUCCGAUGAAGUAUCAUGGCUGGAAGGGUUAGUCGCAGAUGUACCGAGUUUGCACGGCCUUGACUUCGGUCAGUUUUUACAACUGUCGCCGAACACCCCGGGAAUGUGGGGUCGAUAG
Aspergillus oryzae RIB40 is the source of this 1623-nucleotide messenger RNA. RefSeq lists its product as uncharacterized. The record is from RefSeq and is a predicted model, not a curated record. The transcript has a single exon. Gene Ontology annotation, molecular function: zinc ion binding; DNA-binding transcription factor activity, RNA polymerase II-specific. The coding region runs from base 1 to 1623 and encodes 540 amino acids. Gene Ontology annotation, biological process: regulation of DNA-templated transcription; response to xenobiotic stimulus. NCBI's taxonomy places the organism in Eukaryota, Fungi, Ascomycota, Eurotiomycetes, Eurotiales, Aspergillaceae.